Grus americana (Whooping crane) is the source of this 890-nucleotide messenger RNA. RefSeq names its product trafficking protein particle complex subunit 1-like. Lineage: Eukaryota; Metazoa; Chordata; Aves; Gruiformes; Gruidae. Gene Ontology annotation, biological process: endoplasmic reticulum to Golgi vesicle-mediated transport. Bases 169 to 618 code for a protein of 149 amino acids. Gene Ontology annotation, cellular component: TRAPP complex. The transcript is spliced from 5 exons. The record is from RefSeq and is a predicted model, not a curated record.
GUGGACUGGGGAUACUGGGGGGCACUGGGAGGCACUGGGGGGCACUGGGGGAUGUGACAAUUGGAGUGGACUGGGGAUACUGGGAGAUACUGGGGGACACCAGGGGCCCUGUUGGACUUGGGGCCCCCCCCCGUGGGUUGGAGACCCCCCCCCAGCCUUGGGGUGCCGAUGACGAUCCACAACCUGUACAUCUUCGACCGGGCCGGCACCUGCCUGCACUACGGGGAGUGGCACCGGCGGCGCCAGGCGGGGAUCCCCCGGGAGGAGGAGUUCAAGCUCAUGUUCGGGAUGCUCUUCUCCCUCCGCUCCUUCGUGGGCAAGAUGAGCCCCACAGACAUCUCGGCGCGCAGGCGGGACGGCUUCGUCUCCUUCCAGACCAGCAAAUACCGGCUCCACUACUACGAGACGCCGAGCGGGCUGCGCCUCGUGCUCAACACCGACCUCAGCGUCGCCAGCGCCCGCGAGGCCCUGCACCACAUCUACAGCCACCUGUUCGUGGAGCUGGUGGUGAAGAACCCGCUGUGCCCCCCCCGGCAGCCGGUGCAGAGCGACCUCUUCCGCUCCCGCCUGGACGCCUUCGUGCGCAGCCUGCCCUUCUUCGGGCCCCGCCCCGCCUGACCCCCGGGGCACCCCAAAACCUGGGGGGCACCCCAAAACCUGGGGGGCACCCCCUAAACCCCCCCUGGUACCCCUAAAUCCCCCCCGGUACCCAUAACCCCCCCCCCCGGCACCUCUAAACCCCCAGGGUACCCUGAGAUCCCUGGGGGGGGACCUCUAAACCACCCCCUCUGGGGGGCACCCCAAAACCUGCGGGGCACCCCAAAACCGGGGGGGCACCCCUAAACCCCCCCCGGCACCUCUAAACUCCCAGGGCACACACCCCCCCCCCC